This is a messenger RNA of Pochonia chlamydosporia 170, 336 nucleotides long. RefSeq lists its product as hypothetical. NCBI's taxonomy places the organism in Eukaryota, Fungi, Ascomycota, Sordariomycetes, Hypocreales, Clavicipitaceae. The coding region runs from base 1 to 336 and encodes 111 amino acids. The record is from RefSeq and is a predicted model, not a curated record. The transcript has a single exon.
AUGCAACCAGUUGGCUUUUGCCAGGCAAACCUGGGCACCGGAGGACUGUCCUGCUGCCACGCCAAACUCCAGCCAACGGCGUCAUUCUUGGAGGGAAGGCCCCACGCAGGUCCUCUCAGCAGUCCUUCCUCAAUUUGGUCUGGCCAGCAUUUCGGCCCAGGCUGCUACGAAGGGAAGAAACUACCAAAUGUUUUGGAGGCAGGGCACACGAAAGACAACAGGUACCUACCGCUCGUGCGGCAUUCGGGCCAAGUGAAGGUACCCAACGCGGCAUGUUGGCACCCGACCCUCAACGGCACCUUCCAACCAGACCAGACCAGACCAGACCUUCCAUGA